GAAGGCGGGGUUUUCCCCGGCUGUGGUAGUCUCGAGCCCGGUUAGUACGCAGUGAGAGAGAGCGCGAGAGCGGCAGGAUGUUUUAAGUUGUGUGUAUGAGUGUGGGUCUGAAUUUAGAUAAAGUGGUGUAAAUGGGUAACGCGCAGAAGAAGGGUUCGGGGACAAGUUCCGGUGUCGCGAGCCCGGCGCGCAGCAGAGCCCGCGAGGGAAAUCCCGGAAGCUCGGAGGCGAAGAAGACUGCGCUCGCGAACGGCGCUCAUACUGCGGAGGCAGAGCGGCGGAGAGCCGAGGAGGAAACCGGAAACACCGGAACACACGGGAUGAACCUCGAUGCCCCCGCCGGGGAUCUGCCCCCUGCGCUCGCGCGCCUCAAAAACGAGGGCAACAUGCUGUUUAAGAACGGACAGUUCGGGCACGCGCUGGAGAAGUACACCCAGGCCAUAGACGGGUACACACAGUCAGGUAUUGACAGUCCUGAGGAUCUGUGUAUUUUGUACUCCAACAGAGCUGCUUGUUAUCUGAAAGAUGGGAACUGUACAGACUGCAUUCAGGACUGCACCAGUGCGCUGGAGCUCCGCCCCUUCUCCCUGAAGCCCCUCCUCCGCAGGGCGAUGGCGUACGAGUCUCUGGAGCGCUACAGUAAGGCGUACGUGGAUUACAAAACCGUCCUGCAGAUCGACUCCAGCGUACAGGCGGCUCACGACAGCGUACACAGGAUCACGAAGCAGCUGAUGGAGCAGGAUGGUCCUGACUGGAGAGAGAAGCUUCCCGAGAUUCCUAACGUUCCCAUUUCAGCGCAGCAGCACCGGAGGGAAGAAGCGAACGCUGACGUUCUCCAGGCACGAGCAGCCAGAGCUGAACAGGAGAAAGCCAGAAAAGCCGAGGCGCGUUUCACUCUGCUGAAGCAGGAAGGUAACGAUCUGGUGAAGAGAGGCGAGUUUGAGAAGGCGAUGGAGAAAUACAGCGAGUGUAUCGCUCUUAAACCCACCGAGUGCUCCAUCUACACCAACAGAGCGCUGUGUUUCCUGAAGCUGGACCGUUUUGCCGAGGCGAGGCAGGACUGUGACUCUGCGCUACAGAUGGAGCCGGACAAUAAGAAAGCGUUUUACAGACGUGCGCUCGCUCACAAAGGCCUGAAGGACUUCCUAUCGUCCAGCUCUGACCUGCAGGAGGUUCUGCGUUUGGACCCGAACGUCCGUGAGGCUGAACAGGAGCUACAGGAGGUCACGGUUCUGCUGAGGGAGAGUCUGCUGGAGUCAAACACUCGGGGCUGAUGAUCUACACGCUGACACAAACCAUCAGAACAGCUGCACACGUCUUCCAGCAGAACCAUACGCUUCAGCCGAGAGACAGAAACACACACGCACACGCACAUACACGCACACACACACACGCACACACACACACGGGGAUGCCCUCGUGUCCUGCACGUUCCUCCUUCAUUCAGGAAGGAGGUGAUGAAGAUGAAUUGUUAGAGGUGAUGCGGGAGAUGAUCAGCGUGGCCAUGUGCUGAUAUUCAAACCCCAAACUGUCCCAGCAUGACGCUUUACCCACCGCUUAUUACUGUUAUCAUCAUUAUUAUAUUCACACUGUCUCUUCCUUUCAUAGACAGAAUCCUGCUCUGAGUCCUUAAAUAAAUGAACACAGAAAAUCGAAGGAACAUGAAACCAGUAAAGAACAAAGUCAUGUUUAAUUCUCUAUCUAACCUUUUAGGGGGCGGGGUUAAUGUAUAAAAUUAAAAAUUAUUUAUGUAUAAAAUUAUUAAGAAAGCCUAAAUAAAGUGGAUGUUUGUAUUUUUGUUCGUUUUAAAUCACAUAUGAAAUACAAUAAAUGUGUCAAAUGUUUGGGGGAGAAAACGUCCGAUUACUAAAGCAUCGUUUCUUAUUGUAUUAAUUCAGAAAUUAUUAUUAAUAUUAAUUCAUAUUCAUUUAAUUAGGUUGUUUAAUUCUAGUAAAUAUGUCAGAUGUAUCUGUUUAUGUAAUUAUAUACUGUAUUAUUUAUUGUAUUUCAUAUAUUUGAACACUAUUACUGUAAAUCUAGCAGAGGAACAGCUUUAUAUCUUCUGCAGAACGCAGUGAAGUGGAGCGAAGUGAGAUAUCGGCACAUGGCCACUCGGGGUGGUUUGGGAGGAAACACGACCUCAAACGCUGCUGGGUUUCAUCUUUAUCCAAACGGUUCCUUUACAGUUCUAAUUGUUCAGUCGUUCGCCGCUAAUAACUGAAUAUUCGAAUGGGUUUAGAGAAUGUUUUUAUUUAUAUCUCCUGUGUUGUUAUUUCUGUUGAUUUCCGGCGUGUUUAUUCAGAGUGCAGGAUCUCUGUAGAGCAGCGAGUCAGGACGAGUGGACCGGCCCGGGUCAGAACCGAGCCUUCCUCUCCGAUCAUGAACCCUCGCAGGGCGUAGAACCUCGUCCUCGUUACAGCUACAUCAGGGUCUGUCCGAUUCUCUCGCUCUGCAUCAUGGGUAAAGCGGCGUGAUAACUUCCAGUGCUUAAACGAGUCACGACAUUUAGGGCAUGUUCACACCGGUCCGUUUCUCCGUGCCGGGUUUGGUGUUCACAGGCGGGCGUGAAGCACGAGCGCAGCGCUGAAAGAAAGCGUCAAUUCACUCCCUGACAGCAGAUGGCGCUUAUUGAAAAGCAGAAAUACCCCCGGUACACAAGGUGGCGCUGCACAACUUUACAAUAGCAUUCACAAAUUUAUGGGAUUUACAUUUUUUAAAUCACAUUUUUUUUGGAGAUGCUGGAUUUGAUUUCCGUGAGCUGUA
Messenger RNA from Ictalurus punctatus (channel catfish), 2763 nucleotides. RefSeq names its product sperm associated antigen 1a (gene spag1a). Gene Ontology annotation, biological process: axonemal dynein complex assembly. The coding region runs from base 132 to 1274 and encodes 380 amino acids. Gene Ontology annotation, cellular component: cytosol. Gene Ontology annotation, molecular function: protein binding. NCBI's taxonomy places the organism in Eukaryota, Metazoa, Chordata, Actinopteri, Siluriformes, Ictaluridae. The record is from RefSeq and is a predicted model, not a curated record. The transcript is spliced from 8 exons.